Molecule: messenger RNA, 873 nt
Organism: Clavispora lusitaniae ATCC 42720
Lineage: Eukaryota; Fungi; Ascomycota; Pichiomycetes; Serinales; Metschnikowiaceae
Gene: AYR1
Product: acylglycerone-phosphate reductase
Biological process (GO): triglyceride catabolic process; phosphatidic acid biosynthetic process
Cellular component (GO): endoplasmic reticulum; lipid droplet
Molecular function (GO): acylglycerone-phosphate reductase (NADP+) activity; triacylglycerol lipase activity
Source: RefSeq, a predicted model, not a curated record
AUGACCCGCCAAAAAACUGCUCUUGUCACCGGUGCUUCAUCGGGAAUUGGCUAUGCCACAGCCCUCGAGUUUGCCAAAAGAGGCUACAAAACGUUUGCCUGCGCCCGCCGCUUGGGACCCAUGGAACCUUUGAAAGAACACGGGAUCACCAUUUUCCAGUGUGACGUUUCUCUGUUGGAAAGCGUGCGUGCUGCCCAGCAGUUUAUUGCCGAGCAGACGGAUGGAUACCUCGACUUCUUGUUCAACAACGCUGGCCAAUCGUGCACCUUCCCUGCUUUGGAUGUGACUGACGAGGCUUUCGAAACUUGUUUCCAGGUCAAUGUGUUUGGGCCUAUCCGGAUGACCAGAGAGUUUGCGCCGCUUUUGAUCAACGCCAAAGGUACUGUUGGCUUCACUGGGUCUGUUAGCGGCUUGGUGCCUUUCCCGUUUUCGUGUAUUUACUCCUCUACCAAGGCGGCCAUUCAUCAGUAUGCGGCGACAUUGAGGGUGGAAAUGAAACCGUUCGGCGUCAAGGUGAUCAACAUCGUCACGGGAGGCGUGAAAACCAACAUUGCCGACACUCGGGACUUGCCUGAAGGAUCAUUGUUUGCUGUUCCUGGCAUUGACGAGGCUAUGAUUGAAAGAAAGCAGAUGGCUGCUCGGAACAACCCAAUGCCGGCAGAAAAAUACGCCUCGAAAGUUGUCAGCGACUUUGAAAAUCUGCGUAUUGAGGGCUCUCUCAACUUCUACCGUGGCCACAUGGCUUCUCUUUUGGGCCACUUGAUGUCUUGGUGUCCGAGGUUCAUAGUCGAGCGGAUUCUUGUGCGGAAGUUUAGAUUGACCAAUGUCUUCGCCAAGGUUUCGGAAAAGUACUCCAAGCAGAAGAUUGAGUGA